This is a messenger RNA of Symbiodinium natans, 1677 nucleotides long. NCBI's taxonomy places the organism in Eukaryota, Dinophyceae, Suessiales, Symbiodiniaceae. The record is from the annotation of a GenBank genome assembly.
AUGGGUGAGUCGACGUGCCCCGCCUACUUAGUGGGCAAAGGAGUGUCGGAUGGCGGGAACGCCCUGUUCAGCAUUGGCAACCUCAUGGCUGUGGCCAUGGAGCGAUGUAAAACUGCUCGGUGUGCGAUCCAGACCAUGGGCGAUCUGGGCGCAAAGUAUGGCUUCUACGGCGAGGAUCCGGGCUUCGGUGGUGCUGGCGAGGCUGUCACGCUCGUGGACCGCACUGGUGAGGCAUGGGUCUUCCACAUCUGCGGUGUUGGACCCAACCGCCAGGGCAUCAACAUUCUUGAGGGGUGCCCAGCAAUGCCUCCACAUCCUGGGCCGGACAGCGCGGUGCUCUCUGGGUCGCCCAGAGACUUACUGAGAGUGCCCAGCGGCCACGUGGCGGUCAUUGCCAACAGCAUGAUCAUCCGCACCGUGCACUUGGAGGACAAGGAGAACUUUAUGGCCCAUCCCGGUCUCGAGGAUCUCCUCAAGGAGUCGGGACUCUGGAAUGGAGCCAGCCCGUUGGAUUGGCAGAGGAUCGUCCAGCCCGACUUGGCCACUUUCAGCUAUUUCCCUGGCCUGGCGCCGAUCCCCAUGUACUCGACCCUGCGCAUGUGGGGCGUCUAUCGCCAGUCUUCGCCCAGCGCCGGCCUCCAGCCCACUCCAGACCUGGGCAGCUUUCCAUUCUCCGUGCCGGUGGAUGGCAAGGCGACUGUCCAGGACGUGAUGAAUUGGUUCCGAACACACUACGAAGGCACCGAGUUUGACAUGCGCUACGGCAGCCUCGCUGGUCCCUGGCAGUCGCCCAACCGCGCUGAGGGGGGCAAUGGUGCAAAGGCGGUUCCUGGCCAAUUUGCCCGAUCUACCUCCAUCGGGCGCACCUCCUACACGCAGAUUGUGCAGACUGGUCCCAUCCAUCAGCCGCGCGUCUGGUUUGCAGCGGAUACCUCGGCGUCAUCAGUCUUCGUCCCGUUCUUCGCUUCUGUCCUCUCAGACGCUGACGGCAAGUUUGAUGUGGAGGCCUAUGGAACUGGCUCCCAAAAGUCCUUCGCCUUCUCUCACCAUAAAGGCAUUGGACCAGCCUGGUGGGCAUUCGACACCCGGAGUGCAGUUCGGUAUUGCCUGUGUGGUUUGACGCAGGAGGCCGAGCGGCAACGGGGCGACCGAAGAACGUACAGGGCGAACAGUCUUGUGAACACGGGCUUGGGAAUGUUUCAGUUCGAGCCCGACUUCGUGGCGAACUGGAUGGAGGUUUCCUACCAGAACAUGUCAGAGCAGUACGUGUACCCUGCAGUGCAAUCCACGCAGCUUCGCGUGGUCCGGGAAACCGAGGAGGCUCUCCACCGAGCCGACAAGAUGAAGGCUGCCUCUGCAGCGAAACACUUGGCGGAGCACCAAAGCAAAAUUCAGCGGAACGUCACCGAGGAAUGGUGGGCCUUGGCAGAAAUGCUCGUGGUCAGAUACAACGACAUGUUCUACAACUACCCGCCGGAAACACCUCACCAGGUCGGGAGCAUCGGCUAUCCUGCGUUCUGGCUGGAGAUGAUCGGCUUUAACCAGGAAUUCUACAGGCAAUCCUUCCCCAGAGCCUCAGAGCUUGCCCCACCGGCCCUCCAGCUUGUCACCGCAGUCGCCACACCCCGUCAACUGGUGUCCCAAAUACGUUCCCAAGUCUCAUUUUUGUUGUUUUAA